This is a messenger RNA of Odobenus rosmarus divergens (Pacific walrus), 2055 nucleotides long. It is a transcript of the gene DAGLB, whose product is annotated as diacylglycerol lipase, beta. The record is from RefSeq and is a predicted model, not a curated record. The transcript is spliced from 15 exons. Lineage: Eukaryota; Metazoa; Chordata; Mammalia; Carnivora; Odobenidae. Bases 40 to 2055 code for a protein of 671 amino acids. Gene Ontology annotation, biological process: lipid metabolic process.
GGGCGGGCCGGCCGGAGGCCGGGCAGCGGGACCUCAGCAAUGCCCGGGAUGGUGCUUUUCGGUCGGCGCUGGGCCAUCGCCAGCGACGACCUGGUCUUCCCGGGGUUCUUCGAGCUGUCCCUGCGAGUGGUGUGGUGGAUUGGCAUUUUGACUUUGUACCUCAUGCACAGAGGGAAGCUGGACUGUGCAGGCGGCACCCUGCUCAGCAGUUACUUGAUCGUUCUUCUUGUUCUCCUAGCAGUUAUUAUAUGUACGGUGUCCGCCAUUGUGUGUGUCAGCAUGAAAGGAACCAUCUGUAAUCCCGGACCACGGAAAUCUAUGUCCAAACUGCUUUACUUCCGCCUCACGCUCUUUCUCCCGGAGAUGGUCUGGGCUUCUCUGGGGGCUGCCUGGAUAGCAGACGACGUGCAGUGUGACAGGACGGUGGUGAGUGGCAUCAUUGCCACCGUCAUCAUCAGCUGGAUUAUCAUCGUCUCCACUGUGGUCACCAUCAUCAUCGUCUUUGACCCCCUUGGGGGGAAAAUGGCUCCAUAUCCCUCCUCUGGCCCCAACCACCUGGAUAGUCAUGAUUCGAGCCAGCUACUUAACAGCCUCAAGACAGCAGCUACCAGCGUGUGGGAAACCAGAAUCAAGUUCCUGUGCUGUUGCGUCGGGAAAGACGACCAUACUCGAGUUGCUUUUUCGAGUACGGCAGAGCUUUUCUCAACCUACUUUUCAGACACAGACCUGGUGCCCAGCGACAUUGCAGCGGGCCUCACCCUUCUCCAUCAGCAACAGGACAAUAUCAGGAACAGCCAGGAGCCGGAUGGGGUGAUCGGCCAUUCCCCGGGGCCCCCCCAGGAAGCUGAUUUGGACGCCGAGUUAGCCAAUUGUCACCAUUACAUGCAGUUUGCAGCAGCGGCCUAUGGGUGGCCUCUCUACAUCUAUCGGAACCCCUUCACCGGGCUCUGCAAGAUUGGCGGGGACUGUUGUCGAAGCAGGACGACGGAAUACGACUUGGUCGGAGGAGACCAGCUCCACUGUCACUUCGGCUCCAUCCUGCACACGACAGGCCUGCAGUACAGGGACUUCAUUCACAUAAGCUUUCAUGACAAGGUCUACGAGCUUCCGUUUUUAGUGGCUCUGGACCACAGGAAAGAAUCUGUCGUGGUAGCUGUGAGAGGAACCAUGUCUCUGCAGGACAUCCUCACGGACCUGUCAGCGGAGAAUGAGACCCUCAACUUAGAGUGUGGGGUGCAAGACUGUUCGGCACACAAGGGGAUUUCUCAAGCCGCCAGAUACGUUUACCAGCGCCUCGUCAAUGAUGGGAUUUUGAGCCAAGCAUUCAGCAUUGCUCCCGAGUACCGGCUGGUGGUGGUGGGGCACAGCCUGGGGGCGGGCGCCGCGGCCCUGCUGGCCAUCAUGCUCCGGAGCUCGUACCCGCAGAUCCGCUGCUACGCCUUCUCCCCGCCCAGGGGGCUGCUGAGCAAAUCCCUUUAUGAAUACUCUAAGAACUUCAUCGUGUCACUUGUCCUAGGCAAGGAUGUCAUUCCCAGGUUAAGUGUGACUAACCUGGAAGAUUUGAAGAAGAGAAUCUUGCGAGUGAUUGCUCACUGUAACAAGCCCAAGUACCAGAUUUUGCUGUACGGGUGUUGGUAUGAGCUGUUUGGAGGAAGCCCGGAUAACUUUCCGACGGAGCUGGACGGGGGCGCCCAGGGAGACCUGACGCAGCCGCUUCUGGGGGAGCAGAGCCUGCUGACGCACGGGUCCCCGACCUACAGCUUCUCCAGCGACUCCCCCUUGGAGUCCCCCACCAAGUACCCCCCUCUCUACCCUCCCGGCAGGAUCAUCCACCUGGAGGAAGAAGGUGCUUCAGGGAGGUUUUGGCGUUCUGCUGCUCAGUACAGUGCCAGGUGGUCACACGAAUCACAAUUCAGCAAAAUACUCAUCGGUCCCAAGAUGCUGACAGACCACAUGCCCCACGUCCUGAUGAAAGCCUUGGACAGCGUGGUGUCAGACAGGGCCGGCUACGUCUUCUGCCCAGCCCGAGGCAGCUCGAAUGUGGACAUGGUGUAA